This is a messenger RNA of Mycena indigotica, 1026 nucleotides long. Its product is annotated as Neutral protease 2. The record is from RefSeq and is a predicted model, not a curated record. The transcript has 9 exons. Gene Ontology annotation, molecular function: metalloendopeptidase activity. Lineage: Eukaryota; Fungi; Basidiomycota; Agaricomycetes; Agaricales; Mycenaceae. Bases 1 to 1026 code for a protein of 341 amino acids.
AUGUUUCGCGCCAGUCUUCUUCUCAGCCUUGCGACCGCUGUUCUUGGACUUUCGGCAGGCGAUCUCAAGGUUUCCGUCAAGGCAGUCUCGCCGUCAGUCAAAUCCGUGGACGACAUUGUCAUCACAGCAGUAGUGAGCAACCCGACCAAGAAGGACAUCCGUGUCAUCGCGAAGAACAACAUUCUGGAUGGCUCUGCGACGCGUUCAUUUGCCGUUAGCAAAGCAGACAACUCAGUGUUGUUCACUGGUGUGAGGACCACUCUCGAUUUGACCGCCGAAGGCAUCUACACUACCAUUCCGGCGGGAUCGUCCAUCGCGGCUCAUUCCGGUUUGUCCCCAAUACCUUUUUCCAAACUGGUCCCAGUGCAGCCCCGAUCCAUGUCGACACCAAUAACAUCUCUAUUGAAGUCACGCAUGAUGUGGCCAAACGCGAACUUUUUCCCGCUGCAAGCCCGCACUUCCACGCCAGUCUGCGGAGACGCUGGCAAGCUGCAGAUCAUAAAAGACUCAUUGUCGUACGGAAGGUCUCUUGCUGGUGGUGCUGCGAGCGAUAUCAAAACCCAUCCGAACUCGGCGGAAUUCAACACCUACUUUGGCGGCAAUAAUCAGAACGAUAUUUGGUACAACAUGGAUCGCAUUGCGGGCGACCUUUCGAGCAUUUCUGGUGACCGAACUAUCAACUGCAACAACGACCCUGCCGCACUCUGUGGAGGCAAUGGUGGCGUCAUCGCGUACACUAUUGUUGUCACCAGCGGCGGAAAGAUUGUUGGAAGCAAUAUCUACACUUGCGAAAUUUUCUAUACUCUCGUCCAGCCCACCCCCAGCGUCUGUACCAAUGGCUUCGACUCCACCACAUCAAGCAGAGGCGGCGUUAUUCUUCACGAGCUCUCUCACGCGACCUCAGGCUCCGCCGAUAUCAUCUAUGGCUGCAGCAAUACGGCUCAGCUCUCCGCAGCGAACAAGAAGAACAACGCGGACAACUACAGAUGUAUGGGGCUGGCGAUCUACAAACACUACAACUGCUAG